This is a messenger RNA of Caenorhabditis bovis, 1890 nucleotides long. The record is from the annotation of a GenBank genome assembly. NCBI's taxonomy places the organism in Eukaryota, Metazoa, Nematoda, Chromadorea, Rhabditida, Rhabditidae.
AUGCGAUUAUUAUUGAAAGGUCUCGCCGGUGUGUGGAAAACGCACGCGCGCGACAUCUCGAUUAAGAAUUCGCUUCCGAAGCCUCCAGUUCCGACGCUCAAGGAGACUCUUGACAGAUAUCUCGAGUAUGCGGCCGUCGUCGCCGUCGGUCAAAAAGCGUCGCUGGCGCCGACGCACGAAGCGGCCGCCAAGUUCGUCGAGCAAGCCGCUCCGCUGCAGGACCAACUUCUCGAAAUAUCGAAGAAGCACGUGAAUUGGGCCACCAAAUUCUGGCUACCCGAGAUGUACCUUCGAGUGCGUCUGCCGGUGCCGGUCAACUCGAAUCCCGGCUACAUUUUCCCGCGUGCGCAAUUCCGCUCGAAAGCCGACCAUUUGAAAUACGCGGCGCUUCUCACGCGCGGUCUGAUCGAAUUCAAGAACAAAAUCGAUUUGAAGGAAAUUGAGCCGGAACGCUCGACGGGCACCCAGAAGCUCUACAUGUGCAUGGAGCAGUACGAUCGCAUUCUGAAUUGCUAUCGCGAGCCGGGCGUUGUCGAGGACACCCAAAUCCGAAAGCCGAAGACCAACAAGGGCAACGAGCAUUGCCUGGUGAUGUGCCGCAAUCAAGCGUUCAUCCUUCAUACGCGCAUCGAUGGCGCACUUUUGCCGUUUGGCGACAUUUUGCACCAAUUGGAGAAGAUCGAGGCGACGUCGGUGGUGAACGCCAACAACACCGCCAAUAUUGGCGCGUGCGGGACGGGCGAUCGCGCAGACGCGGCGCGAUUCUGGCAAGAAAUGCUCGACGUCGAGGCCAACGCGAAAUCCUACGAAUGGGUCAAAUCGGCGUUGUUCGUCGUGUGUCUCGACAUGGAUGACACCAUCGACUAUCGAUUCAAAGAAAACGACAAGGAGGCCGAGUUUGUCGCGCGCGGCCAUCACGUGCUCACCGGCCACGGCCCUCGCCGAUUCGGCCUCAAUCGUUGGUACGACGCCACCAUUCAGCUCAUCGUCUCAUCGAGCGGCGCCAAUGGUUUGUGCAUUGAGCACUCGACGGCCGAGGGCAUCGUCAUCAUGAAUAUGGCCGAGUAUGCGAUCAGACACGCGCAGAGAUUCAUGGCAAGCAAUCUGAUGAGCCAACACGUCGCCGCUCGCCGCGUCCACCCCAAAUCGCUUACAUGGCACUUCAGCGAGACGGCUCGCGAGUUGCUCAAGAAGCAAGUCGACACGUUCGACGAGCUCGCCUCCGAGCUUGAUCUCGACGUUCUCAUAUUCGACGAGUUCGGCAAAGACGCCAUCAAGACGUGGAAAGUGAGCCCCGACGGAUUUGUGCAAUUGGCGAUGCAGCUCGCGCAUUACAUGACCCAUGGCUAUUUGGUGUCGACGUACGAGUCGGCGUCGAUUCGACGCUUCCGCGCCGGACGCGUCGACAACAUUCGCGCCAACACCCAGCCGGCGUUGGAGUGGGUCACCGCGAUGGGCGAUCGGUCGGCGAGCAACGCGAAGAAGCUCGAGUUGUUUCGAAACGCGGCAGCGAAACAGGCGCAAGUCACCAUUGAGAAUAUUAGUGGCUAUGGCAUCGACAAUCAUUUGUGCGCGUUGUACUGUUUGGCUAGAGAACGAGAGGAAGCCACCGGUCAGGAUAUUCCCGAAUUGUUCAUGGAUCCACUUUGGGCUGAUGUGAUGCGGUUCCCGUUGUCCACUAGCCAGGUGACCACCUCAUCCGACAUCACCGACAGCUAUCUGUGCUAUGGCGCAGUGGUGCGCGACGGCUACGGUUGCCCAUACGGCCUGCAUCCGAAUCGAAUUGUGUUCGCGCCGGCGGCGUUCAAGUCCAAUCGUCGAACCAAUUUGGCGAACUUCAAGGCGAAUUUGCGACGCGCUUGCCUCGAAAUGAAAGCCCUGCUAAUUUAG